Molecule: messenger RNA, 779 nt
Organism: Closterium sp. Naga37s-1
Lineage: Eukaryota; Viridiplantae; Streptophyta; Zygnematophyceae; Desmidiales; Closteriaceae
Source: the annotation of a GenBank genome assembly
CCAUCCAGCACCAGAUCGACAUCGGCGCGCUUCCAUUCGACAGCUCCGCGCUCUACCUGCUGGUUACCAGCGGCGACGUCGCAGUAACCAUCGGCGGCGAAACCUUCUGCGGAGACUACUGCAGCAAGCAGUCGACUCUCAAGCUGCGCGGACCUGACGGGUCCGUCGGGGAAACCAAGUUCAUCCACGCGGGCGACGUGUUUGCGCGCUGCCCGGUCCGCUGCACUUUCCGCGCCGCUCACGCAACUGAGCCUAACCCUCUCCGCCACCUGCUCCGCCACCUAGGCUCGGCAAUUACCGAGUCUCUUCCCGGCCCUGAUGCCGGGCCCAUCAUGGCAUCCGAGUUCCCCGAGCUUGAGCCCCUGCCUCCAGCCACCGUCGCCGAGGCAUCUGCUUCUGGUUCGGCAGCAGAGCAGGAGAACGCCACUGCCGCCCCCGCUACAACCGCCAAGAUGUGUGCUGCGUUCCCAGCAGAGACCUUCAUCCAUGCCAUUACGUACGGAAGCAACUCCUCAGGUGUUUCUUCAGGUGCUCUCGCAGGCGACAUCACCACAUGCGCAGCUGCUUCUGUGGGAGCCAUGGUGGUGCCUCCAACUGUUGCUGGCCGGGCCAAGUCGAGUCUCGACACCCCUCCCAUGAGCAGUCCGUUCCCCCAUUUCCUCCCCCCCUUCUCCCCCUUUUGUGCGGACGACCCGCGGUCACGAAAUAGCCCCCACCCACCCCCCUCACUUGCUCCCUCCCCCUUUGCACAACCCUCGCUCUCGCCCCUGCGCCCCUAG